AUCCGUUUUUCGGUCCGGUAACAUUUCUGUUCGGUCUUUCUGUACUUUUGCCCACCCCUGCCAAAACCCAAAGCAACAAGAAGAAAUCCUUCGUCCGUUCUUCUACCUAAACUCGCCAGGGUUGCAGCGAACGCAGAUCGAAGAAGGAAAACGUUCCGGCUGAUCGCGUCGCGCCUGCGAGGCGGCGCCCACUCUCUAUCCGCCAGUCCACCGUAUCUCCCCGCCUGCAUCUGCCCGAGUGCUUGUCUGUCCGCCUUCGCGGCUGCGCCACUGCCAGUCGUCGGUCUCAGACUCUCUCGUCUGCCAGCCGUACUUCCGUGGACAGAUUUUUCAAUUAGAAAGACCAAUCCACCAACCAUUAUAGAGAAGUAAAAGAAACAGUAUGAACAACUAAAAGUAAGUCCUACCUGCAAGCGCAAGACUGUGAUAAGCUCCAGCCGCAGUACCUACAAUCUUAACGGUGGUAGAGCCAAACUCAAUUCUGACUGGAAACAUUUGGUCAAACUCUGAUCCGGUGCUGAGGUCGGACAAACAUUCCUACGGUCCUACUUCCUCAUCCAAUAGCGCCUCAAUAUCUACUGAAUACAGAAGAUAUGAAGAGGAGAAAACCAGAAGGAGCAUCACCUUCUCAGCCUCUGGUGGAUGCUGAAAGUGUAGUCCUCAAUUUGAUCAAAAGUAAGAAAACUGUUGGAAUGUGGUUGGCUGACGUGAAGAAAGAAUCAAAGCUUCCACCAACUGUGGUUGACAAAUCCCUGGCUUCUCUCGUGAAGAAGAACCUCAUAAAACCGGUCAAGAACAUACAAAACAAAUCUAGAAAGACCUUUAUAGCUGCUGAGUUUGAACCUUCAGCAGAACUCACCGGCGGUGCGUGGUACACUGAUGGCAAUCUCAACAAAGAACUCAUUAGUAUGCUCAAAGGCGCAUGUGAAAGGGUCAUAAAGAAUUUUAAAGUCAUUACGGCUGAAGGUAUAUUUGAUUUUCUGAGCCAGAAGAAAGUACUUAACCAGUGCACGAGCGAACAGAUUGGCGAAAUCCUGAGGUCUCUUGUUUUGGAUAAUGCAAUCAUAGAGGUGAAGAGCACUGGGAUGGGAGAAUAUCAUUCUAUACCGGUCGGGGCAGUUUGUUAUCGAACAGCAAGUGGUGCUGCCGGGGUGGACUCCAAGACAGUUAGCGCAAUGACUUUGAUACCUUGUGGGGUUUGUCUGAGGAUUAAUGACUGUACGCCUGAUGGAAUCAUCUCCCCAAGUAAUUGCGUCUACUUCUCCAAAUGGUUGGAUUUUUGAAUUCUAAGCCUUUUCUGCAUUAGUAGUAAGGUUUAUAGUCAUUCAACCAAUGGUAUUUUUAGGCUACUAUGAGAUGCUGCACUCCUUUGUGGGUUUCACCUGGAAGUCAUCUGGGGUUCUUCUACUGCUAUUAAUCUGCAGAUAUCUGUUUUUCGUGUCGGUUUUUAAUCUUUAUAAAAUGGAUUUAUAGCUAUUCUUUGUCCAGUUUUGAGUUGGGAUAAGUUGUCACCAUAAUACUACUUUGGAUAUGUGUUCUAGGGAUGAACCUGGUUCUAGUCCGUUCCAGGCUUCCAGCUCUGGAUCCAAAAGCAGUACAUCAAUUUACCUCGUUCUGGAUUAUGGAUCUUUAGCCUAUUUUCUUUAUUAAAAAGAUACAGUAUGGAGACAAAUGCAGCUCUGGAUCCAAAAGCAGUACAUCUAUUUUUUAAAGUACCAGUAGAAUCAGAAUCAGUUUUCAGAAUUCUCCCCCGGCUUCUAAAAAGUGAUUUUAAGAGUAAAUUAGAGCACCAGAAGUACUUCUGCACUUUCAUCCAAACACUCCAACUUCUGCUUCUGCUCUCUGACGGAGCAGAAACAGUUUUAAGAAUCAAGUCCAAACACCCCCUUAAACUUUCUGGUCUCAUCUGGUUUGAUAGAUGCAUGUUCUAUUUAUACAUUACAACAUUUGAAGUAUGAUUUGGUAUGCUUAAGUCUAGUUUGUUUUGUUCUGAUCUGAAGUUUGAAACCAGUUAAAUUAAAAACAUCUUUAGUGAUAUUGUUGAAGUACAAAGUUUAGUUUGGCAUUUGGCAAUACCACAAUUGCUAGAUUUUUAGUGGGUACUCGUAGUAGAAAAUUGAGUGAUUGUAAUGAUGUCAUUUUAGCUCAUGUACAACUAUUCCUAAUGGUGACAUAACAAUUAUCAUCA
Molecule: messenger RNA, 2188 nt
Organism: Cuscuta epithymum
Lineage: Eukaryota; Viridiplantae; Streptophyta; Magnoliopsida; Solanales; Convolvulaceae
Source: the annotation of a GenBank genome assembly